AUGUCAGCCAAACAAAGUCCUGAACAAAUUGAACGCCGCAAAAGGCAAAACCGUAUAAAUCAAAGAACGUACCGUAAGCAAGCCACUGCCAAGCUUCUCACUGCUUCCGAGGAUGGAUAUGGCGUCGCGGACAUCAUUCCUAUCCAUACCCCAUCGAGCGUUUCACCAGAUAAAGCGUUAAUACAUUCUCCAACGGAUUCUUUCACCAUUACUGCAUGCAGUCUAGCGCCAAGAGGUGCCUAUGAACGAGCAAAUGCAUUCAAAAAAGCUGCUUACCAGAGUUACAUGAUGGGUUCUCCCAAGGCUGAUCAUCUUCUGACCCUCAUCAAACUUAACGUUCAUCGCGCCUUGGCCGAGAACAUGGCGGCCCUAGGCAUGGAUAUGACCUGGAUGAAUCCUGAUGCGAUAUCUCCAUUUUGCACUUCGAAGCCAUGGGCCGCCACCAUCGGCAGAGUAAUCCCGGUGCACCUUCAACCGACGAACAUUCAGUGUACUAUACCGCAUCACCCAUGGCUGGACUUCUUUCCGCAUCCGAGGAUGCGUGACCAGUUGAUCGCGGCUGGGAAUUGGUUUGAUGAUGAACAGCUCUGUACGGAUAUUAUGGGGUUCUGGAGUGACAACAAGGAUAACCCAGGGUUGAUGAUUUGGGGGAAUCCCUGGGAGGUGGGCAAUUGGGAGUUGUCGGAGGGGUUUUUGAGGAAAUGGGGGUGGGCGGUUAGAGGAUGUCCGGAGUUGAUCAAGUCAACGAAUCAUUGGCGGGCGAUGAGGGGGGAGAAAUCAUUAUCGAUGCGUGAUGUGACAUGA
Aspergillus ibericus CBS 121593 is the source of this 804-nucleotide messenger RNA. RefSeq names its product bZIP transcription factor. Bases 1 to 804 code for a protein of 267 amino acids. Lineage: Eukaryota; Fungi; Ascomycota; Eurotiomycetes; Eurotiales; Aspergillaceae. The record is from RefSeq and is a predicted model, not a curated record. The transcript has 2 exons.